GCAGGAACCGAGGCACUGCACGGGUGCAACAGCUUCACUCACCGUAGAGAGAAGAGCUGCAGUUGAUGAAACAACUCACAAAAUGCUAGACCGGGAAUUAAUCCAGCUAUGAAUUCGACAAAUGGCACUGAGAGUGACACAGAGGAGUACUUAUUUAGCGCUGGUACAUAUAAAGUUCUCGCCUGUACCAUUGGAACUAUAGGUAUCCUCGGUUUUUGCAACAAUGUUCUUAUAUUGGUGCUGUACUGUAAAUUUAAGAGCCUACGAACUCCAACGAAUCUGUUUUUGUUGAAUAAAAGCGUCAGUGACUUGCUAGUUUCUGUAUUUGGAGUAAGUUUUACCUUUGUGUCCUGCGUGAAGAGAAGAUGGGUUUGGGACUCGGCAACAUGCGUUUGGGAUGGGUUCAGCAACAGUUUAUUUGGAAUCGUGUCCAUCAUGACACUAACAGUCCUGGCAUACGAGCGCUAUAUCAGAGUGGUUCAUGCCAAGGUGAUUGAUUUCACCUGGUCCUGGCGGGCCAUCACUUACAUCUGGCUCUACUCCCUGGCCUGGACAGGAGCCCCCCUUCUUGGCUGGAACAGAUACACGCUGGAGAAACACCAGCUGGGCUGCUCUGUGGACUGGGCAUCCAAGGACCCCAACGAUGCUUCUUUUAUACUCUUAUUCUUUCUGGGCUGUCUCUUCGUGCCUGUUGGCAUGAUGGCUUACUGCUAUGGACACAUUUUCUACACUAUAAGGAUGCUUCGAUGUAUACAAGACCUCCAAACUGUUCAAAUCAUCAAAGUCCUCCGGUAUGAGAAGAAAGUGGCCAAGAUGUUUUUCGUGAUGAUCUCCGCCUUCCUCAUUUGCUGGAUACCUUACGCAGUGGUGUCUCUAUUAGUAACCUAUGGUUACAAGGACAUUGUCACACCCACUGUUUCUGUCGUCCCUUCAUUUGUUGCCAGGUCAAGUACAGCUUACAACCCAAUGAUCUAUUUCUUCAUGAGUAGAAAGUUUCGAUUGUGCCUUUUGCAACUUCUGUGUGCUCGUUUGGUGAGAUUACAAAGGUCAAUCAAGAACAGACCGCUAGCCAAUGCAGAGAGGCCAAUCCGACCUAUUGUCAUGUCCCAAAAAGAUGGGGACAGGCCAAAGAAGAAAGUGACUUUUAAUACCUCCUCCAUAGUGUUUAUUAUCACAAGUGAUGACACCGAGCAGCUUGAUGUGUCCUCCAGAAGCAGCACAGCCAGGGUAAAUGUGAUCCAAGUCCGGCCUUUAUAAUACCUUGCUUUCACCUGAUGACAGCUAUGAAACUAGUCCCGACCAUGUUGUUUAGCAAACUGGUAUCAAUAGGGAAUUUAUCAGAGCGAGAGUUGGGGAUUGCGUCCUUUAGAAUCAAAAUUGCUUGGUUGGAUGAAGCUACUGAAAUGCAACGGAUGCUGUAGGCUUGUAUCAAACCUCAGAUGACCUGUUUUAUAGUACCUACUUCAAGGACACUGUGGACUCACAUGUUGCUGUUGGAUUUGGCGGCAGUACUGUUUCUUGUCUUGAUUUCAUGAACUAAUCAGCCAUAUGGAGAAUAGCUUUGCUCUUUUCCAUUAUACCAAAAUGAUAAAGAACCCUAGCCUUCUGGCAACCUACAAAUCAGCUUGCAGCUCUAGGUCCCAUUUUUCACAAACUCUACACUGUACUGUAGACAAGACAAAGCACUUAUCUUCCAUACGGACAUUUGUUAUGCAUGACAGUCCCUGCAAUGACAAAUCAGGACUCUACAGUAUGGGCAGCAUGCAUUAAAGGGGAUAUCAGACAUGAUUAUUCAGACAAGUUAAAAGUUAUUCAAAAUCUCUAAAUGAAUAUACUUGCUCUAGUAUCACUUCCCCUAAAGAUGCAGUAUGUGUGAACUAAAAGAAUCAACACGUGGUACAGCCUUUUUCCAUCAAUAUCAGAGCGUUGAUAUUAAUUGCAUAUCCUAUUUUGAAAACGUGG
Molecule: messenger RNA, 1962 nt
Organism: Acipenser ruthenus (sterlet)
Lineage: Eukaryota; Metazoa; Chordata; Actinopteri; Acipenseriformes; Acipenseridae
Gene: opn3
Product: opsin 3
Exons: 4
Coding region: 109-1257 (382 amino acids)
Biological process (GO): G protein-coupled receptor signaling pathway
Cellular component (GO): photoreceptor outer segment; membrane
Molecular function (GO): G protein-coupled receptor activity
Source: RefSeq, a predicted model, not a curated record